GUCGGCCGUCAUCUUUCUUUCCUCUUGACAUUUUGUUCAAGAAGAACGUAUACCACUUCGGCUUAACACGUUUCGUGUCUUUACGACUUAAAAAAUGCGUUACGUGGCCGCGUAUCUACUCGCUGAGCUGGGCGGCAAGGCCAACCCGGCCGCGUCGGACCUGGAGAAGAUCCUGAGCUCCGUCGGCAUCGAGGCUGACGCUGAGAAGCUGAAGAAGGUCAUCGCUGAGCUGGCUGGCAAGAGCAUCGAGGAGCUGAUCGCUGCUGGCCGCGAGAAGCUGUCUUCGAUGCCGUCGGGCGCCGCCGCGCCGGCCGCCGCCGCCGCCGCGCCCGCCGCCGCCGCAGCAGAGAAGAAGGAAGAGAAGGAGACCAAGAAGGAGGAGUCCGAGUCUGAAGAUGAGGACAUGGGCUUCGGUCUCUUUGACUAAAUGCAUUUUGCAGAUGCGGCACGCGGUCGUUAUUCCAAGUAUGGUGUAAGCGUAACUUGACUGCGAGUAUGUUUCUAUGAAAUAUAUCUUGCAAA
Messenger RNA from Cydia amplana, 522 nucleotides. It is a transcript of the gene RpLP2, whose product is annotated as large ribosomal subunit protein P2. Gene Ontology annotation, biological process: translation; cytoplasmic translational elongation. The transcript is spliced from 5 exons. The record is from RefSeq and is a predicted model, not a curated record. NCBI's taxonomy places the organism in Eukaryota, Metazoa, Arthropoda, Insecta, Lepidoptera, Tortricidae. Bases 95 to 427 code for a protein of 110 amino acids. Gene Ontology annotation, cellular component: cytosolic large ribosomal subunit; ribosome. Gene Ontology annotation, molecular function: structural constituent of ribosome.